UCUAUUAAAAACCAUAAAAUUUAUUCACAUCUCAAGAAAAUUGUCCACCACUUCUCUCUACUACUCUCAAUCAUUCCCAUCUCUUCUUCAUCUUUGAUUUUUAUGAAACAUAAUUAGAGUCCUCCAUCACCCCAAAAAAUUGCGCGUUCAGUUGAAUCUUUUAAGUUCAUAUCUUGAAUUCGUCUUUCUGACUCUCCAACAUGUCGGAUUACGACUUUUCUUCAUCUAGGACCUCAUGUGCUUGUCAUUGUGUCAAACUCAUAGUGAGUUUAGGUGUCCUAGCUUUGAUCCUAUGGCUAAGUCUACGUACCACAAAGCCUAAGUGUUCCAUCGGAGAUGUUUACGUUCGAGGCCUUGAUAAAUCGGUCAACUCCAACAACAACAUGACUAGACGUGACAACCAUGUAUCAUUUCAACUCAAUUUGAAGAAUGAAAUGAAGGACAAAAGCAUUCGUUACAAUGAUAUUACACUUAAUUUCUACUAUGGUACAAAUACAAGUUACCCUAUAGGUAAUUAUACAUUUGAUGGAUUUAAACAAGGUAAAGAUAAAGAAGCUUCUAAAAGUGGCAUGAUUGAGGCACAUAAUAUGCCAUGGGAUGAUGCAAUUAAGGCUGUUUCAAAUGGAUCAAAGGCAACAUUUAGAGUUGAUAUAGAGGUAAUUGACGACUGCUUAGUGCUAUCAAAAGAUGCCAAAGGAUGGAGAAUACCUUCAAGGAGGGUCAAGGGACCUUGGCAACGUCAAACAAAAGCAAAAGAAGAGCCGGGAGAAGCAUGGGAGGUACAUGUGCCCAAAGUGCGCCUGACCUGCUCAAGCAGAUGCCAAACAGUGGCAUCUACAUGUCAUCUGCGCUCAAGGUGUGCCCCAUAUCUGCUUGAGCAGAUGCAAAGCGGGCUGACUUGUUUCUUUUGUUACAAAUGAGUCACUUUUGGAUCCAACAGUUGUAAUAAUUAGUCCUAGACUAUAAAUAGGAGCUUUCUUUCAUUUUUGAGACUAACUCUGAUGCUAAUGAACUUUUACUCUCUUGAGAGUGCGUGUGAGCUUGGAAUAGCUUGUGUUGAAACUUUGUUUAGAAACAUUGGUUGCUUGAGAAUCGAUUUUCUUGUGGUCAGCGUUAGAUUUAGGUGCUUGUUUGAUUACUGGAUAGAGGAUUAAGAGUUUAACAUUCCCUUUGUUUGCUAUUAAUUCCAUUCUUGUGUCUAUCUUAUUCUUAUCUUUUUAUCUUUCA
Capsicum annuum is the source of this 1227-nucleotide messenger RNA. RefSeq names its product protein NDR1. Lineage: Eukaryota; Viridiplantae; Streptophyta; Magnoliopsida; Solanales; Solanaceae. The record is from RefSeq and is a predicted model, not a curated record. Bases 201 to 920 code for a protein of 239 amino acids. The transcript has 2 exons. Gene Ontology annotation, biological process: defense response to other organism.